UCUCGGUUUCAUCCGACCGAGUGUUUCACCUUGGGGAGCGCCUGUCCUCUUUGUUAAGAAAAAGGAUGGGUCUAUGCGUAUGUGCAUCGACUACUGGGAUCUAAACCGGUUGACGGUGAAGAACAAGUAUCCACUUCCCAGAACUGAGGAUUUAUUCGAUCAGCUGAGGGGAGCCAGUGUAUUUUCCAAAAUCGAUCUCCGCUCUGGUUACCAUCAGCUAAAAAUUAGAGAGGCCGACGUGGCCAAGACCGCUUUCUUAACCAGAUACGGUCAUUAUGAGUUUGUUGUGAUGCCGUUUGGUUUAAGCAAUGCGCCAGCGGUAUUCAUAGAUCUCAUGAACCGUGUCUUCCAUACAUUUUUGGACCAGUUUGUCAUCGUCUUCAUUGAUGACAUUUUGGUCUAUUCCAGUAGCCCAGAGCAGCAUGAGGAGCACUUGAGAACCGUUUUGGAGACUCUUCAGCGUGAGAAGUUAUACGCCAAGUUCUCAAAGUGCGAAUUUUGGCUCGAUCAAGUGGCUUUACUAGGCCACAUCGUCACAUCUAGAGGAAUUGAGGUAGACCCAAACAAGAUUGAAGCAGUUCGAAACUGGUCGAAACCAAGAAAUGCCACCGAGGUUCGGAAUUUUCUCGGUUUGGCAGCAUAUUAUAGACGUUUCAUCAAGGGGUUUUCGAAGAUUGUCCUACCCUUGUCCCGUUUGACGAGGAAAUCGAUGAAGUUUGAGUGGGAUAGUCUGAAGGAUUAUGACUGCACCAUUAACUAUCAUCCUGGCAAGGCGAACGUAGUUGCCGAUGCCCUCAGCCGGAAGAGAAAGGGUGAACUGACUUGUAUGAUCACUCAACAACAUCAGUUGAUUCAUGAGUUCGCUCGGAUGCAGCUAGAAGUGGUCAAAUCACCUCCUAAGUUGCCAGUUGUGGGAGGUAUUCGAGCGAUGAGAAUGUGGCCCACGCUACGAGAUAGGAUCCGGAGGGAUCAAGCCUUCGACAAGUUCGUUCGAUCUAUUGGGGCGAAGAUUAAUGCCGGAGGAGUAGAGGGCUUUUAUCGAGGCACAGAUGGUGCCCUGGAGUACAAGGGAAGGAUCAUUGUGCCGAAUGUCGAGGCCCUGAAGAAAGAGAUCUUGACGGAGGCGCAUAGUGAACCAUACUUGGCACACCCCGGUAGCACCAAUAUGUAUCACGACUUGAAAUGGUCAUUUUGGUGGAAGGGAAUGAAGCGAGACGUCGCUGAGUUUGUUGAGAAGUGCUUGAUUUGCCAGCAGGUGAAAGCGGAGCAUAAGGUUCCGUCGGGUCUCUUACAGCCUUUAGAGAUCCCGCAGUGGAAGUGGGAGAAGCUGACCAUGGACUUUGUCACGGGAUUACCGAUGUCGGCCAAGCGUCACGACGCGGUAUGG
Striga hermonthica is the source of this 1387-nucleotide messenger RNA. NCBI's taxonomy places the organism in Eukaryota, Viridiplantae, Streptophyta, Magnoliopsida, Lamiales, Orobanchaceae. The record is from the annotation of a GenBank genome assembly.